Messenger RNA from Passer montanus (Eurasian tree sparrow), 2589 nucleotides. RefSeq names its product leucine rich repeat containing 3C (gene LRRC3C). Gene Ontology annotation, molecular function: protein binding. The transcript is spliced from 2 exons. The record is from RefSeq and is a predicted model, not a curated record. Lineage: Eukaryota; Metazoa; Chordata; Aves; Passeriformes; Passeridae. Bases 104 to 901 code for a protein of 265 amino acids.
UCCCGCCCACGGCGCGGGGCCGCUCCGCCGCCGGGGGCUGCGCAGGCAGAUGUGCCAAGUCCAGCUGAAGCCGCUGUGGGUGUGAGGAAGGCAGUGCAGCACCAUGACUGCAGCACAGGGGGUUCUCCUCCGCCCCAUCACCAUGGGACUGCUCCUGCAGAGCCUCUUCCUCCUCCUCCUCCUCCUCCUGGGCUCCUGCCUCCCUCCAGCCGCUGCCUUCCCCAAGGGCUGUUACCCCUCAGAAGAGGAGGGGCUGAAGACCUUUCGCUGCAGCAACGCUCAGCUGACCGAGGUCCCCAGGGACAUCCCCAAUGACACCAACAAACUCUACCUGGACUUCAACCAAAUCCCCUUCCUGCCUCGCGAUGCCUUCCGGGACCUGCCGCUCCUGCUGGAGCUGGAUCUGUCCCACAAUGCCAUCGCCAGAAUUGAAACCGGGGCUUUCCAGGGCCUGGCAGAGCACCUACACUCUCUGGAUUUGUCUUCCAACAGGCUGGUGUCGGUCAGCAAAGACGCCUUUAGCAACCUGAAGGCCAAGGUGAACCUGUCCAACAACCCGUGGCUGUGUGACUGCCGGCUGCAGGAGCUGAUCCGUGCCGUGGAGCUGGCGGCCGACUCCUCGGGGGGCAUCGUGUGCGACUCCUCCACGCAGGAGGAGCACGUGGGCAAAGCCUUCCUGCAGCUCACUGCCGACACAGACUUCUGCAACGUGUACAAGAAGACCACGGACAUCGCCAUGCUGGUCACCAUGUUCGGCUGGUUCGCCAUGGUGAUUUCCUACCUGGUUUAUUACGUCAGGCAGAACCAGGAGGACGCCCGGAGGCACCUGGAGUAUCUCAAGUCGCUGCCCAGCAAACAGCGGCGGUCGGAGGAGUCAUCCACCAUCAGCACUGUGGUGUGAGCACAGCACCCUGCAGGACGUGGGGACCGGCCACUCCAGGGACUGUCACCAGCCACUGGCAUCGCACAGAUACUCAUGGAUUUGUUCUGUUCUCCUCCUGGAAGCAGCAGCCACGGCUGAUGAGUCCCUGGCUCUGGUGGCUGAGGUCAGGGACGGAUAUCAGACAUGAGCACGGAGGAGCCUCAGCUCCUCCCAAGUUUUGCAGGACUGGAGCAACACGGAGCAUCCCCCUGGCAUGUGGCCAUUGCUCUGACUGACUCGGACAUUUGGACUUCAUCUGAAACUUUUAUAUUUCCUUUGCAGAGAUCCCUUGGGGCAUUAAUGGAAUCGGUGUUUUCUCUCUCCCCGGCUCCCCCUCGGCUGCCCAGGGGAUGGUACGGCAGCCCAGGGCAGCCUGGGCCUGGAUCCCUGCCGGGAGGGCAGAGGGGAGGAGCAGUACGGGUGCAAGGCCAGUGCCCGCCAGGUCACUGGCCCUGGAGGGACCAAGAGGUGGGGCAGGGGGUGGGGACACACCGCUUGGUGCCGCCCCAUCUUCCCUUUCAUCUCCCUGCCCCUUUCCCGGCACUCCGGCCAGGUGGGGCAAGGGGCGUGGGAGUCCCCACUCAGACAUGGGGUCGCUGAUGGGCAAACCCAGGGCCUUUCCCCUCGGAGAGAACCAAACGGGGAAUGAACUCCCUGGGGCAGAGCCCUUUGGGGCUGCCAAGGGAUGCGGGUGCUGAGGGAGGGGCAGCUGGGGGUCCUGGCGGUGGGUCCAGCCCUGCUGGGAUGUUGGGGGAGUGGGUUUCCCCUCGGUGCUCUCGGUGUUGGCAGCACCCUUGGCCAUCUGCCCGUGUCACUGCUGGAGGGGAGCUCCCACCUCACAAGCUGCUGACCGGUCACUGUGAUGGGAAGCAGGAUGGAGGGAGCUGCCACGGCUCCUCUGUCCUCUCCUCACUCCUGCACUGCUGUCAGGAGCCUGAAUCUCCCCUAAAAUAUCCCAAAGUCCCUUCUUGAUGCUUCCAGUAUUGGGCUGCAGGUUCCUGGUGGCAGUGGUGGAGGCGAUGCUGGGCACAGGGCUGGCAAAGACAGGGGUCAGUGCCCACUUUUGGGCAUGCAGGGUCCAAGUGGCAACUCAGAGCAAAACCAGAGCAGCCCCAGGCUCUUCCACCUGCCUGUCUGGCCUCUGGGACAUCUGGUUUUGCUGGUUUUGGCCUUUUUUUUAAACCAACCAAUGCUAAAUUGCCUUAACUCACCAAGAGCACCAACCAAAGCUGCUGGAACCUCCUGUGUGCCGAGCCAGAGCUGCCUUGCUGCCAGGCCCAGCCUCAGCCCCUGGUGUGGCAGCUCCAGCCGCUGCCCCUGCCCUCGUGCCCCGGUGCUGGUGGGAGCCAUGGGACUGAGCUGGCCAGGAGCAGGGCCCACCCUUCCCCAAGUGCCUGAUUCCAGCACAGAGCAGGAGCUCUGCAACGCACAAACACCUCAGCCCCAGCUCCCACCCGGGCGUCCCCGCAGCCCCACGGCAGCUCCUUCCCCCUCUACAACCUGCUGAGGAGAAAAGGGGCUGGGGGGGACCCCACUGAACCCCCCAAGCUGCUCCCCCCAGGCCCGCAGCAUGGGGGGUGCCGGGACCACCCGACCCAUCUGCGUUUGGGUUAAGGGACAUUUUAGUUCUUACUUUAUACGACAAUAAAUUUGGCUUUUACUUUGGA